Molecule: messenger RNA, 3012 nt
Organism: Elaeis guineensis (African oil palm)
Lineage: Eukaryota; Viridiplantae; Streptophyta; Magnoliopsida; Arecales; Arecaceae
Source: RefSeq, a predicted model, not a curated record
GCUCAUGUCACAGCAACUAAUAAAUUCAUGGAUCUGAAAGGAACCCAGCUUCUACUUUUGUUCUUUGUUUUUCUGUGUGCUCAAGGGAGAAAACUCAAUGGAGAUUCUAUCCCGGGCUGCAUAUUGAUUGAAAGGAAUGCUCUUCUUGGGUUCAAAGAAGGCCUCAAAGAUCCCUCCAAUAGGCUAUCUUCUUGGGUGGGUGACGACUGCUGCACGUGGGAAGGCGUGGCUUGUGACAAUCGGACUGGCCAUGUUGUCAAGCUAGAUCUCCGCAACCCACACCCAUUCUCGUUCAUCGACUAUCCUCCAAACAACAACUGGUCCUUGGGAGGUGAGUUAAGGCCUUCCUUGCUUGGUCUGAAACACCUGAAUUAUCUUGAUCUGAGCAUGAACUACUUUGGAGGAAUUCGUAUCCCAGAAUUCAUGGGCUCAUUCCGGCAGCUCAAAUAUCUUAACCUCUCCAACGCCGGUCUGGGUGGAUUGAUCCCACACCAUCUUGGGAAUCUAUCGAGCCUUCAAUAUCUUGAUCUCGUCAAUGAUCUUGAUCUCAGCAUUGAUAAUGCCCUUUGGAUUUCUCAUCUUUCUUCUCUGCGAUAUCUCGAUAUGACAGAUGUGAAAUUCAGAGAAGAUGCUCAUUGGCUGCAAGCACUAAACAUGCUCCCUUCUAUUGUUGAGGUACGCCUAUUUGGUUGUCAAAUCAACACCAUUCCGCUCUCUCUUCCACAUGUGAAUUUUACUUCACUUUCUGUUCUUGAUCUUGCUUUUAAUUCCUUUAAUACGACGAUACCUGGUUGGUUGUUCAACAUAAGCAGCCUCGAGUACCUUAAUCUCAGCUUCAAUUUUAAUAUUCGGGUCAUCAUUCCACCUACAAUUAAGAAUCUAGCUUCGCUCAAGUUCCUUGAUUUAUCCGAUAAUUUGUUUCUUGAUAGCAGAAUUCCAACUGCACUUGGGGGUCUGUGUAAGCUGCAGCAUUUUGGAUUGUCAUACUCUAAUAUAAACAAAAAUUUGCAUGAAUUUGAUGAAGUGUUUACUGGAUGCAUCAAGAACAGCUUAGAGACUCUGAAAAUGUCACACGCCUUGCUCAGUGGUUGUUUGCCCGACUUGUUGGGGGACUUCAGAAUGCUCAAAUCUCUCGAUUUGAGUUCCAACUCAAUUUUUGGUCCUCUUCCUGCAUCAAUUGGAAGACUGUCAGUACUUGAAAGAUUAGAUCUUUCCAAUAAUAAGCUGAAUGGGACUAUCCCAGAAAGUCUUGGAAGGCUUGCGGAGCUAGAUUCAUUAGACCUCAGCUCGAAUCUUUUGGAUGGUGUAAUGUCUGAAGAACACUUUGCCUAUCUCACCAAACUGAACAAUCUAGCUUUGUCGCAAAAUCAAUUAGUUUUGAAUUUGGGGUCUGAUUGGAUGCCCCCUUUUCAGCUUCAAACAUUAAAAAUUGAUUUUUGCAAGCUGGGACCACAAUUUCCAGCAUGGCUCUGGAUGCAAGAAAAUAUUUCCUAUCUAGACAUGUCUAGCACAGAGAUUUCAGACACUAUGCCAGUUUGGUUUUGGAAGUCAUUUUCCCAUAUAUUUCACUUGGAUAUCUCUAGCAAUGGAAUUACCGGUGGUCUACCUGAUCUAAGAGACUUCAUCAAUCUUGGAUAUUUGAAUUUGAGUUCUAACUACUUUGAGGGUCCUUUGCCAAAUUUUUCUUCCACUGUGGGGGUGGUGGACCUAUCAAACAACUCAUUUUUAGGAGUGAUUCAUCCUGGCAUUGGAAAAAGUUUGCCUUCUUUGCAAUAUCUAUCCCUUUCCACAAAUAAUUUAAGUGGUGAAAUUCCCUCGUCUCUUUGUCAGCCCGAAGUGAUGGUUCUUGACCUUUCAAAAAACCACUUGUUGGGUGAGCUCCCUGAUUGCUGGGACCACUCUUCCUCUAUCACUGUUAUGGAUUUUUCAAGCAACACUUUAUCUGGAAGUAUUCCUUCGUCAAUCUGUUCAUCACCAACUCUCGAGUCAUUGCAUUUGAAUAAUAAUAAGCUAUCAGGAGAACUCCCUUUAUCGUUGAAGAGUUGUGUGAGUCUAAAUACUCUUGAUCUUGGAGAAAAUGGAUUUACUGGUACAAUACCUACUUGGAUAGGAGAAAGUUUGUCAUCUUUGAAGAUCCUUAGCUUACGAUCAAACAAGCUUGUUGGAAAUAUUCCUCUUAAUCUAUCAAGAUUGAGUGCUCUUCAAAUCCUGGAUCUGGCUCAUAAUGGUUUAUCGGGAACCAUUCCUUCAAGCUUUGGGAACUUCAGUGCCAUGAAAGUUUCAGGGGAGAUGUAUGCAACCAUUCUAAGAAAUGAUGAUGGUUAUCAUGAAAACAUGCAAGUGAUCAUAAAAGGAAAGGAUGUUAAGUAUAUCAUAUUGCUUCCACUUGUGAUCAUUAUGGACCUUUCAGAAAAUAAUCUGUCUGGAAUGAUACCAGAAGAAUUGACCAGUCUUUUUGGACUCGUGAGCUUAAACUUGUCUGGAAAUCAUCUAACAGGAGAGAUUACAGAAAAGAUCAGUGCGUUGCGACAGUUGGAGUCACUUGACUUAUCAAGAAACAACCUUUCUGGUGGAAUUCCUUCGAGUAUAAUAACCCUAACUUUUUUGAGUUACUUGAACUUAUCAUAUAACAAUUUGUUAGGAAGAGUUCCAUCUGGUGAUCAGCUUCAAACCCUCAUUGAUCCAUCUAUCUAUGCUGGCAAUCCUGGUCUUUGUGGGUUCCCAUUAACUCAAAAAUGCCAAGAUGACAAGACAAACCAAGGUCCAAAUGUUGUUGAAGGGGAUGAACAAAAUGAUAAUGCCAUAGAUGAAGAAGGAUCUGAAAUGAAGUGGCUGUAUCUGAGCAUGGGGCCAGGAUUCUCAGUAGGUUUCUGGGCUAUUUUUGGUCCAUUAUUGUUCAACAAAAAAUGGAGAGAAGCCUAUUUUCAACUUAUAGAUCAAGUGUAUGAUGUAGUUUGUAUGGCCCUACUAGUGAUUUUCACUAGGUUUAGAAAACACAAUGUUCCAACAUGA